UAUGAAUACUGUAGUGGUAUUUGGACACACUAAUUACGCUAUUUUGUUUGCUUCCCAUAGAAUCCAUGGAAUGUUAUCUGGAGACCUCUGUUGAUUACGAACUUACCUACACUUCUUGAAUAAGACUCUGCGAACAUGAGGUUAGAAAGAUGAACAUGUCUGAGGAGCAAAUAAACUGCACUAUAAGCCACGAGAUUCACCAGUACCUGUUUUCGGGUGCGUACAUCCUUGUCCUGCUAGUGGGUCUUCCCGCCAACGCUUACUCGCUCUACCAUGCCUGUCUCCAACUGAAAGCCCGCAAUGAGCUGGGGGUCUACUUGCUAAACUUGACCAUAUCUGAUCUGCUGUACCUGGCCUCCCUGCCCCUUUGGCUCCAGUAUAUCUUCCAAGGGGACAACUGGAGCGGCUCGGAGUGGCUCUGUCAACUGUGUGGUUUCCUGCUCUACGAGAACAUCUACGUCAGCAUUGGUUUUCUGUGUUGUAUCUCCAUUGACCGUUACCUGGCGGUGGUCUACCCUUUCCGCUUCUCGGCUUUCCGAACGGUACGAGCAGCAGCGCUGGUCAGUACGGUGGUCUGGCUCAAAGAGCUUGCCGUAGGAGUGGUGUUCUUCCGGCACAAGGAGCUCAGCAGGGACAAGCACAACCAAUCUGUGUGCUUUGAGCACUAUCCCAUGAAGACAUGGGAGUACCCAAUAAACUACUACCGCUUUUACAUAGGUUUCCUGUUCCCUUUAGGAAUCCUGUCCGUGUCGUACUUUAGAGUUCUCCGAGCAGUGGGCAAGAGUGCAGGCACGCAGACAGCCCAGAAAACUCGCAUCAAGUACCUUGUGACCAGCACCAUCGUCAUCUUCCUGGUUUGUUUCUCACCAUACCACGUCUUCCUGCUGGUACGCACCAUAUUGGAGCGGGACUGCGACUUCAUUGAGAACAUUUUCAACUACUACCAUUUCUCUCUGUUGCUUACUAGUUUUAACUGCGUGGCCGAUCCGGCGCUCUACUGUUUUAUCAGUGAGAGUGCCCAAAAGGGCAUCCAGAAGGCUCAGGAAGCUUGCACUCGGGUCUUAUGCUGUUGCUCAAAAAGCCAUGGAAGGUUCAACACGCACUCUACUGAGCUUGCAGUCACCAAUGAUAAUGUUACAGGUACCUCAGUGGUAACACUCUUGCAGCAGGUCAAAACUGACGUUUAAACAUUUUUGUUGUAUUAGUUAUCUAUACAAUGGACAUCAUACCGUUUAGCCACAGGCUCCUCAGAUGUACUGCUGCUGCAUACUGUUUUUCAUUUUGCAUGGGUUAGAAGUUAGAACAUUAACCUACUUUGUCAGAGCCAGUCCUGUAUUUUGUUCUAAAAUUAAACUACAAUAUUUCAUGGUUUUGGUAAGCUAACAUGCUACUGUUAUGUGGUGUAAUUCUCAGGGAUUGCUACCUUUAUAAUCACCAGUGGUUGACAUUUGAGGUUUUAGGAACCGAUGAGCUAAAGAAGUCCCUUUAGCUACAGUACAUGUGCAUGUAACAGUUAAAACUGUGUCCAAAACUAAAACCAAUUCUGCUUUCAAACCUCAUUGGUUAUAGUUCCUUUAAUACUGUACUUCACCCAAAAAUCACAAUUCCGUCAUCAUUUACUCACCCUAAUGGUUACGGCCUGUUGUUAUCACUGCAAAUCUCUUGUUGCAGACGCAAACUUCUAAUGUCAGAUUUAGCAAUGAAGCAUGAGAACCAGUGGCGUUUGGUUCAUUGAUGUCAAACCAGGUACAAUACAAAUUGAUGAAAAUGUAUGGAUGCUUAAUUUGAUAUGCAGGGAGGGGAAGAUUAUCAUUAAAUAUAUAAAUUGUGGUUGUAUGGCUUUAGACGUUUCAUGGACCAAUGUGAUGAUACUUUUAUGUUCUUUUUGGUGUUUAACAGUUCCUGCUUACAAUAUGCGCUUAUUUUAUGAAAAAUAACAGCAUGGAGUUUGGUAUUCCACGAUAGAAAAUUAAAGUCAUUCAGGUUUGGAACAUCAUGAAGGUGGGUAAAUGAUAACAGAAUUUUCAUUUUGGGGUGAACCUUUCCUCUAAGGAAACAAUAGCAAUGAAGCUGUAUAUUUGUUUGCCUACUCACCUUUUACAUGGUUAGACAUGGAGCACACAGACAGUUAACAAGCAGAAAAAGGUACGCAGUGUGGGUGUGAAGGGUCAACCACCUCCAAACAGACCAUUUUAACCUGGACAGCUUCCCAGUGUGAUUUCAUAUCCUGGGAAAAUAGAUGAGGAAGAAGUGAUUGAUGGUUGCUUCCAGAAAUCAUGUAUCUUCUGUUUGCUCAAACCGCUGAGGUAAAAGGUUUGGUGCAGUGUUUAUAUUUUUAGAUGAUGGAAGUGAUCACAGCUAAUACAAGGAGUUUAAAUGAAUGACCUGAACUGAAAGAACAGACAUGUGGAAGUGUUCUCUUUUUCCUGCUCAUUCAAACCAUGUUUACAAUGAAUAAUCAACAUGCAUGCAGAUUGUAUGUAGGCUAUAUGUAACUAAAUCAAGAUUGUUUUCAGGUUUUCAUUGAUUUUAUAUAGUGACUGCAGUUCAGGUUCAUAUAUGGGACUUUUUAUUAUUGGUUGUGCACUCUGUUGUUUGUUGCACAAAUCACUGGCAAUGAUUGUAUUGUUGCACAGUACAUGGAGACAGAAAUGGUGCUGUGAUGUAUUGCAGGGGUGUAAAAAGUAGAGAGAAAUUAAUUUUGAUUAUAGGUACUGUGUUAUCUAGUCCGAUUUUUGUAAGAUAGUAUGUUCUCUCUAGAUGUCUGUUAAUUGAAUUUUGGUUUUGUUUGGCUUGUUAGCCUCAAGGGCACAAAAUACUGAAAAUAAUAGGUAAAGCAAACCCUUGCAGCAAAUAUAUGAUAUAUGUGGUGCAAAAAUAUGAUUAAAUCUGUG
Messenger RNA from Sinocyclocheilus anshuiensis, 2894 nucleotides. RefSeq names its product ovarian cancer G-protein coupled receptor 1-like. The coding region runs from base 150 to 1187 and encodes 345 amino acids. The record is from RefSeq and is a predicted model, not a curated record. Lineage: Eukaryota; Metazoa; Chordata; Actinopteri; Cypriniformes; Cyprinidae. Gene Ontology annotation, cellular component: membrane. Gene Ontology annotation, biological process: G protein-coupled receptor signaling pathway; cellular response to pH. Gene Ontology annotation, molecular function: G protein-coupled receptor activity. The transcript has a single exon.